Molecule: messenger RNA, 2799 nt
Organism: Ceraceosorus bombacis
Lineage: Eukaryota; Fungi; Basidiomycota; Exobasidiomycetes; Ceraceosorales; Ceraceosoraceae
Source: the annotation of a GenBank genome assembly
AUGCCGGUGGCUUCGCCCUCCUCCUCGCAAGAGUCUUCGCGAUCGCCUACCCCUGAGCGUCACACUCGCAAAAGGUAAGUCGAAUUAGCAGCGUUCAUAAUGGUAGCUAAGCUUGGACUCAAUGAGAAAGAGCCGCACAUUUUAUCACCACAGAUCUCGCUCGCUAUCGGGCCGUUCGGACGAUCGGAGCAGGUCGCCAGAACGGAGGCGCAGAAGAAGAUCUUCUGCUUCGCUGUCUCCAGCCAGGAAUGGGCAUUUGAAAUCUGCCGCGGAUAAGAGCCUUCCGACAAAGCAGAUCUCCAAUGGGGAUGGUGAAGAUGUGGCUGCGGCCAAUCGACUGGAGGCGAAGGGAGCAGACUUGAGAACUCAGCUCGCUAAGCUUGCACCCACCAGGGCAGGUGGUGCAUACAUCCCACCCGCUCGUCUCAAAGCAUUGAUGGCAGAAGCUGCUGCAGCUGACUCGGGCAGUGUAGAGUACCAGAGGAUGAGCUGGGACGCGCUGAAGAAGAGCAUCACUGGUUUGGUGAACAAGGUGGCAGAGGACAACAUCAAGCAUAUCGUCCCAGAGCUGUUCGGUGGUGCAAACCUCAUCCGCGGCAGAGGGCUGUUGUGAGUGAAAAGUUUGAGCUGCGCCUCGAGUGGACGCUCUGACGUUCAAAUUUGAUAUUCUUCACAGCUGCCGUUCCAUCAUGAAGGCACAGCAGCUGUCGCUCGUGUACACGCCCACGUUUGCUGCGCUAGCAGCAAUCGUCAAUACCAAGCUGCCGAUGAUUGGCGAACUUCUGGUGACUCGGCUUGUAUCUCAAUUCAGACGCUCUUUCAAGCGCAACGACAAGCCAGUAUGCUCAGCUACCGCUACUUUCCUGGCCCAUCUCGUCAAUCAGCGAGUGGUUCAUGAGGUGCUAGCACUGGAAAUACUCGUCUUGCUGCUUGAGAGACCCACCGACGAUAGCGUAGAGAUAGCUGUCACCUUCAUGCGCGAAGUGGGCGCCUUUCUCAUCGAGGAAAGCCCAAAGGCGACCAACAGCAUUUUCGAUCGCUUCAGAGCGGUAUUGUACGAGGGCGAUGUGGGAAAGAGAGUACAGUACAUGAUCGAGGUGCUGAGUCAAGUCAGACGCGAUCGAUUCAAGGACAACCCUCGAGUCCCAGAAGCGCUUGACUUGGUCGAGGAAGACGAUCAGAUCACUCAUAGAACGAGUCUGGAGGACGAGCUGAACGUGCAAGAGGUUCUGAGUGAGUACUCUUACAAAGUCUGGCUGAGAUGUCGCAAUGUCAAGGCUCACCCCGCUUUUCGCACCCACAGACAUUUUCAAGCCCGACUCAGACUUUGUCAGCAACGAGCAAGCCUACCAAGAGAUCAAAGCGGAAAUCUUGGGCGAGAAUUCUGAUAGCGAAGGUUCUGAUGGUUCCGACUCCGAGAACGAAGUGGACGGAGACGGAGAAGAUGGCCGGGCAGACAUGGAGGCUCUCGAGAUCCAGGAUCAGACUGCGACCAACCUGACAAACCUCAGGAGGACCAUCUACUUGACCAUCAUGAGCUCGGCCAGCUUUCAGGAAGCCGUACACAAGCUUCUCAAGCUGCAGCUGCCAGAAGGCCAAGAGGUGUGUAAGGCAGCGCUGAACCCACAUAACGUAGUUGCAGCAUCGUCGCUGAUGCCUCUCUUCUUUGCGAAACAGAGUGAACUUUGCAACAUGAUCAUCGAAUGCUGUUCGCAGGAAAGGACUUACAACAAAUUUUACGGUCACAUUGGCGAACGUUUGUCAAAGUUGAACAGAGUGUGGAGCGGAUGCUUUGAGCAGUGCUUCAAGACCUACUUCGACUCCAUACAUCGCUAUGAGACUAAUCCGCUGCGCAACAUCGCUCGGUUCUUCGGCCACUUGCUCGCGUCAGAUAGCAUUAGCUGGGCUAGUUUCGAGAUCGUGCAUAUGAACGAAGACGACACGACUAGCAGUAGCCGCAUCUUCAUCAAGAUUUUGUUUCAGGAGAUGAUCGAGAAGCUUGGUCAGAAGAAGUUGGUCGAGAGGUUCAAACACCCCGAUAUGCAGCUUUACUUCACAAACAUAUUCCCGCGAGACAACCCGAAGAACACUAGAUUCAGCAUCAACUACUUUACGGCUAUCGGUCUCGGUCCCCUGACGGAGGACAUGAGGGCAUACCUGAAGGACGUGCCUAGACUACUAGCGGAGCAAGCAGCCGCAGCAAAAGCUGCUCGUGGAGCUGCUGGCUCAGACGACUCUAGCUCGGACUCAGACUCGGAUUCUUCAAGCGUGUUGAGCUCAAGCAGCGACGAUUCGUCAAGUAUUAGCAGCAGUUCUCGAUCUCGAUCCCCACCCAGCAGGAGGAGACGACGGUCCAGCACGCCACCAAGGAGGCGAAGAUCGCCAUCUUAUUCGUCCGACGACUCGAGAGCCCCGCGACGCAGCUACAGACGUAGAUCUCCUUCCUACUCGUCGGCAGACUCUCGCGCUCCGCCACGUCGACGUGACGCCUACAGUCCUGCCAGGAGUCCGCGUCGGAGAUCAAGCUACUCGCCUCUCCCUCCGCCUCGUCGACGCAACAGCUAUUCUCGAUCGCCUUCGCCCCUGCAAGCCUCUCGUCGCCGCGAUAGUUAUUCGACCUCGCCACGACCUGCUACGCGUCGCCGUGACAGCUAUUCUGCUUCUCCUCCUCCGCCCUCUCGAUCUCGCCGCCGCGUUAGCUACUCUCGCUCCCCCUCUCCGGGAGAUCGAUACAGAGAUCAGAGGCGCCGCGAUGAUUACUCCGCCUCGCCUCCGCGAUCGUGCACCUACAGAGAUUGA